AUUUAUUGUCCGCGUUUAAAUAUGCUUCAGGCACAUCAUAAUUCACAUGCAAAACAUAUAAAUAUAAAGAAAAGAAAAAGAAUACAAUUGUUUUCUUAUAAAUGUUAGGUCACUCGUUCUCUAAUUGUCCAUUGCGUUCUUCUUCUUUACUUAUUACACAUCAUAAAACACAAUCUAUUGUAACAGCUACAGACGAAGCACUAGACUUGUUAGGAUAUUCAUUGUCUGAUUUGCUCGGUAAUUCAAUUCAUAUUUUAAACCUGAAACUAUCUUCAGAAAUCACUUGUAUACCAGAGUGCACAAUAAAGCAUGCAAACGGUCAAAUAUUAAAUUUUCAAGUCUGUGUGCAUCAAGAUCCAUUAGUACAACAAGUCAGCAGUUGUUUAGAUUAUUGGUUAAUACGUUUAUUAACAGCAAAAGAGAAACAGAGAUACUCAUCACCGGCAUUAGUCUCUAUCUUACGCUUAAGCCCUUAUGGUACCAUUGAACAAAUACAACAACAACAGCAAUCGCCUUUAUUAAAGCAGUCGACAAAUGAGUUAAUGGGACGACCUAUUAUGGCUUUUGUUUAUAAUGAAGAUAUACCUUAUUUAUGUGCUAAUCUUGCAAAACUAUAUUCAUCAUCAACAACAACAACAACACUUUUCAAUUCUUCGCCUUUAUUUAUUCGAUGGUUAAAUUUGCCCUAUUUAAUUUCUUCUAACACUGCUUGCGUUGAUAAUGCUGAGGAAGAAAGUUUACGUUAUGAGUGGAUGUCAUUUACACUUCUGAUGUCUAAUGAGCAACAUUCCGUUCAUCCCAUCUGUUUAAUAAGACCUUUACAAAUACCCUAUUUACAAAAAGAAGAAAAAGAAGAAGAUUUAAAUUUAACGUUAUUUAAUAUGCUUAUGCAACAUAUCCCUUUAUUAAAUCAGCUAUUAAAAUAUGGUAAGCAUUUAUAUCAACACAUUUUAGAAGCUAUGGAUACAUCAGCAAAUGAGAGUAAAGCGUAUAUCAAUGAAUUUUAUAAACAUGUUGUAUUUCAAUUAGUGGAAUUAAUAUCUACAAUUUUGAUGAUAAAGAGUACUCAACAUAAAAGCAGUCUUCCUUUAAAUAAGCAACAGCAAACGUCUAGUAGUCAUCAUGAUAACACAUUUGGAGGUCUUUUAUGGGAUUUAUUUAAAUCUAAUCUACAACGCUCUUCAAAAAUUUUGGAAUUUACUGGUUUAUUAAAUUAUUAUCAAACAACACAUUUAAAGACUUGUAUUGAAACAUUAAAUACAUAGUUCAUUUAAAUCCCCGUCUUUCAUACAAUGCGAUUAUUAUAAAUAAUAAACCUUUAUUGUUAUUAUUAUUAUUUAUAAGCAAACUAAUGACUGAGCAUGUAACACUAGAAUGGGUUCUAUCAGUUUAGGAAAAUACUG
Molecule: messenger RNA, 1403 nt
Organism: Cokeromyces recurvatus
Lineage: Eukaryota; Fungi; Mucoromycota; Mucoromycetes; Mucorales; Mucoraceae
Exons: 2
Coding region: 102-1265 (387 amino acids)
Source: RefSeq, a predicted model, not a curated record